Molecule: messenger RNA, 2006 nt
Organism: Gadus morhua (Atlantic cod)
Lineage: Eukaryota; Metazoa; Chordata; Actinopteri; Gadiformes; Gadidae
Gene: traip
Product: TRAF-interacting protein
Exons: 16
Coding region: 216-1571 (451 amino acids)
Biological process (GO): protein ubiquitination; replication fork processing
Cellular component (GO): site of DNA damage; nucleus
Molecular function (GO): ubiquitin protein ligase activity
Source: RefSeq, a predicted model, not a curated record
CUCGUUUCGAACGCGUAGCGCGGAAACUAGGACGCAUUCAGGCAGCCACAGCAGAUCGUUGAAAGAAUAUACUACUGUGGAAGUAAACACGACCAUAUGCUGUCACUGUUUCCACAUUCGGUUUAUCUCAAGAUGAUACCAUGAUAAAAUCGCAUGUUACUAUGCAUUUUCCUUAAUGUUUGGAUUGUCUAUUUACAUUCGAGGUCCUAUUUAAGAUGCCUAUCCGAGCCUACUGCACCAUUUGCUCCGAUUUCUUUGACCACCACAGAGACGUCGCUGCUAUCCACUGCGGGCAUACCUUCCACUAUGACUGUCUCCUUCAGUGGUUCCAAGCAGCCCCUAACAAAACAUGCCCACAAUGCAGAAAACAGGUUAGCACCAAACAUAUCAUUACCAAGCUGUUCUUUGACAUUGGUGGAGAAGAGGAGGGUGCGCCAGUGGAUCCAGAGAGCUUACAGAAUGAAGUUUGCCGUAUGAAAGCCGCUCUAAGUACAAGAGAUAAGGACUACAAGGAGAAACUGAAGGCCUUGGAAGGCUUGAAGAGCACCGUGGAGAAGCAGCGGAGAGACCAUGACAAAGUGCGAAAGGAGAUGGUUGAUAAGGACAUGCUCUGUACUGCUCUAAGGAAACAGAUGACGUACCUGGAGACCCAACAGAACGAUGCUCAGUUGGCGAAGGAGGAGGCGCGCAGGUUAAAGACCAAGAUGAAGACCUAUGAAAGUCUGGACCGUCUGUUACAGGGCCAGAGAGAGGAGGUGGAGUCCAUGAUCUCAGACAUGGGGGUCAGUCAGGGAGCUGUGGAGCAGCUCUCCAUUUACUGCAUCUCCCUUAAGAAAGAAUAUGAUAACUUAAAGGGAGGCCUCAGGUCUUCAAAGGACAUGUGUGAGAAGUUGAAGAAAGAGAUGUUUGCCUCAAACAACAAGUUGCAGAAAGCCUCCAUGGAGAUGUCCCAGACCAAAGAGGACAUGAAGGCCUUGCAGAAGGAUCUAGCCAACGCCGACAAGGAGAUCUCCAGUCUCAAGAAAAAGGUGGAGAUCCUCCAGAGAACUCUGAGCACGCCGACACGGACCAACGAAGCCAUCAGCCGACUGGUUUUUGAGAGCCCCGCCCCUCUGGAGCUGAAACCCAGACUGCAAGAGCCAUCAGACUGCCAGGACAUAGACCUCAACAUGACCUUUGACAUCACCACACCGGAUGAUGCCAACAAGAGACACGCUCACACUCAUUCAAAGAAGAUGCGCUUGGACCCUAUUGGCCCGUCAGUUGCCAGACCCAAAGAAAACAGCUCUACCGGAACCAAGGGUCCAGACGCCGACGGCUCCACGGAGCCCUUCUUCCGGUCCUCUCUGCUGUUCAGGAAGAAGACAUUUGGCAGCAUGCUGGAGCCCCAGAGGGCCAAGGCAGGAACCGUACUAUCUGGGUACGAUGGAUUAGGAGGGCGGACUAAAUUCAUUCAACCUUCUCCCAUUUCCAGCCUUCGUCCACUGAUGAAAGCCAAGAGGAAGAAUGUGACCAGACCGGCAAUCAGAAAGAUCUCCUCUUGUCUCACUUUGGACAAUUUCCUUGAGUGAAGAAAGUCUACUUAAUUAGUCAGGUCUAGGCAGCAAAGGGUGUUCUCUGCCCACAGUGGAAUAUUAAUGAAAGGGAGCAUCUUUUUAUUUAUUAAUAACGACAAAACGAAUUUAUUUCACCUUAUUUUGCAAUGCAGUUAUUGCCAAUUAUCCUAAAGUCUCAUCAAUUGGAUCUACUGGUCUACGUCAAUUUUUGUGUUAAAUGUGUAAGGCAGAAAGAGAAUAAGUGUGUCAGUUUAAUAAUUACCAUGACUGCAUUUCAAAAUACUGGCAUGACUCAUUCUCUGUUCUGUGUAUGUAUGUAUAUAUUUAUUGUAGAAUAAUGAUACUAUUGCAAGGUGCAAGUUAAUCGCUUGACUAGUUAAAUACCACAGAUUUAAUGCUGGGGUUGUAUUUUUUUUGUAUCUGAAAUAAACAAUUUCCUUUUUUUAAUCA